Chelmon rostratus (copperband butterflyfish) is the source of this 3702-nucleotide messenger RNA. RefSeq names its product SWI/SNF-related matrix-associated actin-dependent regulator of chromatin subfamily E member 1-like. The record is from RefSeq and is a predicted model, not a curated record. The coding region runs from base 129 to 1577 and encodes 482 amino acids. Gene Ontology annotation, cellular component: SWI/SNF complex. Gene Ontology annotation, molecular function: nuclear receptor binding; nucleosomal DNA binding. Gene Ontology annotation, biological process: negative regulation of DNA-templated transcription. Lineage: Eukaryota; Metazoa; Chordata; Actinopteri; Chaetodontiformes; Chaetodontidae. The transcript is spliced from 11 exons.
CAAAAAUUACGCUUCCGGUCUGAGUGCGAAAGGCGGAACAAGCGGCCCCACAGAGGGAACAAAGGACGACUGGCUGAGUUAAUCACUAUGGAAAUAGCCUGCUCUCCUUAGCCCAGUCUCCAGCCACGAUGUCAAAACGACCAUCAUAUGCCCCUCCCCCUCCCCCUGCCCCCACAACACAAAUGCCUUCCACCCCAGGGUUUGUGGGCUACAACCCUUACAGCCAUCUGGCCUACAACAACCUCCGGCUGGGAGGGAGCUCCGGAGGCUCCAGCAGGAACUCCUCAGGCAUCACCGUCCCAAAGCCCCCCAAACCGCCAGACAAGCCACUGAUGCCUUACAUGCGGUACAGCCGGAAGGUAAGCAGGAAGGUAUGGGACCAAGUGAAGGCAUCCAACCCAGACCUGAAGCUGUGGGAGAUUGGAAAGAUUAUUGGAGGGAUGUGGAGGGACCUGACUGAUGAAGAGAAACAGGACUACCUGAACGAGUACGAAGCUGAGAAGAUUGAGUAUAACGACUCUUUGAAAGCAUACCACAACUCACCAGCCUACCUUGCCUACGUCAACGCGAAGAACCGGGCCGAGGCUGCAAUGGAGGAGGAGAGCAGGCAGAGGCAGAGUCGUAUGGACAAAGGAGAGCCAUACAUGAGCAUUCAGCCCGCUGAAGACCCUGAUGACUACGACGAUGGUUUUUCAGUGAAGCACACAGCAGCAGCUCGCUUCCAGAGGAACCACCGGCUCAUCAGUGACAUCCUCAGUGAGAUUGUGGUGCCUGAUGUGCGCUCAGUGGUCACCACGGCCCGCAUGCAGGUCCUGAAGAGGCAGGUCCAGUCUCUCAUGGUGCACCAGAGAAAGCUGGAGGCAGAACUUCUGCAGAUUGAAGAUCGCCACCAAGACAAGAAAAGACGCUUCCUGGAGACCACUGACUCGUUCAACACUGAACUCAAGCGGCUGUGCAGUCAGAAGGUGGAGGUGGACAUGGACAAGUUAGCAGCAGAGAUGGCUGCUGCCGAAGAGGCGGCCAAGCGCCGGGCGGAGGAGAGAGAGCGCGAAGCGGCCGAGCAGGCAGAGAAAGCUGCUCAGCAGGCUCAACAGCAGCAACAACAGGAGGCUGCUGGAAACAAAGCCGCAGAGCAGAGCAGCACCAGUGCUAGCAGCACAGCUACCCCCGCCUCAGGGACCAAAGAGGAGGACAAGCCCACACCAAUGGAGACAGAUGAGGCGGCACCUGCAGAGCCUCCCUCAGACCGCCAGGCUGCUCCACCUCCUCCAUCUGACCCCCCCUCUUCUGCCUCUGAUAAAGCAACCCCUCCUACUGAGCCCCCCAGGGAGAGCAGCACUCCUAGCAGCAGUGCCCCCAGUGAUGACAGCAACAGCAGCAGCAUGCCCCCUCCUUCCUCAGACAGCACUCCUGGAGCAGCGGCCCCCGACCCCCCAGCAGCCCAGGAAGCCAACUCCAGUGCAGCUAACCCCAAUGUGGCCGCAGCGCCUCCGCCUCCCCCUGCCUCAGAAGAACCAGCCCCUCCACCACCACCACUACUACCCCCCAGCCAGGGCAGCCAACAGUAUGAUAUGUAAUGGUCAGCUAGAUACUCAGUGGUAGCUGUAGAAGUCCUCCCUGCGCUGCAGCUGUCCUGUAGUCCCGCCCCGGCUGCAGCUGCGGCGCUGUGGUCGUGCAGCAGGACUGGUGUGGCGGCUCUAUCACAACAGAUUUUGUGGAUGAGAAGUGUUGAAUGGUUGAAGGUCUAAUAGUAUGGUCAAUAAAUAGCUAAUAUGUGUUUCAUACAAGAGUGGUGUAGGGGUUUCAUCAGCCAGCCUCAUAUAGCUGGACCAAACACAGAUUAGGUUUCACUGGAAUUUGCGUACAUUUCCUUUAAAUUGACUCGGCAUGCCUGGUUUGACGAUGAGAGCGAAUGAAUUGAAAUGUCACCAAAGAGUAAAGCAGUUGGCCACUUUGUGCUCCAGUCAUUGUACAAACCGCUCCUCUUUUCUGAUCAUGUCACGUGUUGGAUUUCAAGUAUAAGACAACCACAUAAACACUUAAAACAGGACACCUGGAGGCUGUAAAAGGCCAAAUGCUCAGCAAUAACUCCCAAUGGCUGCUAGGAUGUCAAAUACAGGUUUUAACUCAGCGUCACAUCACUGUCAAGGCUGUCUGUUACAGUUUACUGUCUAAAGUCAUCCAUGAAUCCUCAGACACAUUUCCAGUUGGCUGCUCCACAUUCACAGCCUUAAAGCUGACCUUUGACCCAGGUUUUAUGUCUGCUUGGGUUGGCCAAAAGUCAAAAGUAAUUAUGCAUAGCACCACAACAAUGGUUUUCACUAUUUUGGCUUGAAAACUGAAAGCAUUCGAUUAUCAAAACAGUGGCAGAUUCUUUUUCUGCCCGCCAAGUCAUCGUUAAAUUGACUAAUUGCUUAAGCUAUAAUUCUACAUCACUGUGCUGCCGUGUGAAGGACCAGCUGCAACAUUGCUAGUGUUUCAAGCAGUCACGUCUGUGGUUCUCCAUAAUACUCGUCUCUGACACCAGGAGAGCUUGAUUUCAGGAGCUGCUGGUGUGGAGAAGGCAUGCUGACGGCUGCUUUUCAUCUCCAUACAUAGUUCAAAUGCAGACCUCAGAUAACUCCCACUGUAUAGACUUUGUACUGUUGGAUGUGGCUGAAUUGUUUGAGUUACACAUACUUGUAUAUUGCUCAGUUUUGAUGUAUAAACCUUUAAACCAGCCCUUAUAUUUUUCUUAAUAAGACCACAGCUGCAAACUCAAGGGGUACAUUACAUAAUUGAUAUUUAGAGUAUGACUUGCCUGAAAGCUCAGUGUGUGUUCUGGUGAUAAAGGGCAACCUCACAUGAAAGGACCUCAACCCACCCACCCCCCAUUUAAAACCUCAGAAUUUUGUAGUUCAUCAGUUUGUGUGUUUUCCAGAACUACUACUGUUAUACUGCUUUGUGUUUUUAGAGAUCUAGUGGAACUUUUUAGAUGCAUAUAAGCAAAAUCAGCCUUCUUAUAAAAACCUGUACUCUUGAAUCAGAUUGACUUGACUGGGGAUGACACGUCUUGUUAUAGUGCAGAUUGUUUCCUCGUCUCUAGUUAACAUGGAUGAAGGCACAUUUUAAUUAUUAGUGCACCCACAUUGUGCAUGCUCUACCAAAUGCUUACCAUAACCCUGCAAGCAUUUGAACAAUUUCUGAAGUCUCGGUCGCAGACUCGAGGCUGCCGUUAAGUGAUAUGUGAAACGUAAGAAGUGUAGGACCACACACAGUAUGUGUGCAAGAAACAAAAAAAUGAAAUGACGGGCAUGCCUCCAAGGUGCUUUUUAAAAUGUGUGGAUGAUGAAAUGACAUCGGGUGUAAAAAGUCGGCAUGGAUGUUUGUUCCCUGUAUUCAUUACAUUUAUGUAGAAGAACUGACACCCACGCAGUUAGCAUUUAAUCUGUAAGAGCUUCUCUCCCAGUUGAGGCUGUUUUUUUUAAAGACUACUUUCCUCCUUUAGACUGCAUAUUCUUAUUGACCCCACAAGCAUUUAACUUCAGCAGAGAAAUGCACACGCUACCCUCAUCCAAACCUAACCUCAGUCACUUGUGCAUUUAAAGGACUGUUUUCUUACUUGAAUUGGACUGUUUUUAGUAAUAUGCCUCUGUUUUUUGCAUCUUUCUUUUAUACUGUCUGAACUUAACUAUCCAAAUAAAAAUGAUUCUCAGUCUUUGA